ACGCUUUUAAGGGUGACACGUUUGCGUUUGCCAUUAAUGUAAAUAAUGUGCUUUUCGCUGUUGAGGUUGUUAUUUUUAUACAUUUAGCUCAUCGGAUUUUUUGUGCAUCCUUUGCCCUGAGCAGGGUUCACGUUCAUCAUGAAUGUGAAUCAGGGUACAGUGGGCAGCGAUCCGGUUAUACUGGCCACUGCUGGAUAUGAUCACACCGUCAGAUUCUGGCAGGCCCACAGCGGCAUAUGCACAAGAACUGUCCAACACCAAGACUCUCAAGUUAACUCCCUUGAAGUAACACCUGAUAGGAGUAUGAUUGCUGCUGCUGGGUAUCAGCAUAUACGCAUGUAUGACUUAAACUCGAAUAAUCCAAAUCCAGUGAUCAAUUAUGAUGGGGUCAGCAAAAACAUCACAUCCGUUGGCUUUCACGAGGAUGGUAGAUGGAUGUACACGGGUGGAGAAGACUGCAUGGCUCGAAUCUGGGAUUUAAGGUCGAGGAAUCUACAGUGCCAACGAAUCUUCCAAGUAAAUGCACCUAUUAACUGUGUCUGCCUUCAUCCCAAUCAGGCCGAAUUAAUUGUUGGGGACCAAAGUGGUGUUAUUCACAUCUGGGAUUUGAAGACCGACCACAACGAACAGCUCAUCCCAGAACCAGAUGUGUCCGUGAAUUCUGUUCACAUCGAUCCUGAUGCCAGUUAUAUGGCAGCAGUCAACAGCUCGGGCAACUGUUAUGUGUGGAAUUUGGCUGGUGGAAUGGGAGAUGAGGUGACGCAGCUGAUACCCAAGACCAAGAUCCCUGCCCACAAACGCUACUCCUUACGAUGCAAAUUCAGCCCAGACUCCACAUUGCUAGCCACGUGCUCUGCUGACCAAACCUGUAAAAUCUGGAGAACCUCUAACUUCUCUCUGAUGACAGAGUUGAGCAUUAAGAGUAACAACCCAGGAGAGACGUCCCGCGGUUGGAUGUGGGACUGUGCCUUCUCUGGAGAUUCUCAGUACAUCGUUACUGCUUCCUCCGAUAACCUCGCACGUCUGUGGUGCGUGGAGACGGGAGAGAUUAAGCGCGAAUACAGCGGACAUCAGAAAGCCGUGGUGUGUUUGGCUUUCAAUGACAGUGUACUUGGAUGAGAUGGAGUCUGCUUUGAUAGCUGUGGCUGUCGUAACACAAGGACUUUUCAUUUGACACCUGCAUCUGUUAUUCAGCGGUCAUCUUGGUAUUAAAUUAACAUUUUGUGCAUUCA
Molecule: messenger RNA, 1232 nt
Organism: Misgurnus anguillicaudatus (oriental weatherfish)
Lineage: Eukaryota; Metazoa; Chordata; Actinopteri; Cypriniformes; Cobitidae
Gene: mlst8
Product: MTOR associated protein, LST8 homolog (S. cerevisiae)
Biological process (GO): TOR signaling; regulation of actin cytoskeleton organization
Cellular component (GO): TORC1 complex; TORC2 complex
Molecular function (GO): protein binding
Source: RefSeq, a predicted model, not a curated record